Messenger RNA from Cladocopium goreaui, 1337 nucleotides. Lineage: Eukaryota; Dinophyceae; Suessiales; Symbiodiniaceae. The record is from the annotation of a GenBank genome assembly.
ACCAUUCGCAGAGAUCUGCGAGGCCGGGCGAUGGCCCGACUCCGUGUUUUGCUGCUGACCCUGGCAGUGCUUCCUGAUGCCACUUUAGCGGAGGAACAACAAGGUGUCAGGCGGCACCGGCAUAUGCGACGACAAGGGCCCUUCCAGGAGUUCAAGUCCGUGCCGCCGAAUCGUUUUGGAACGCCCCAGGAGGGCCAGGAGCAUUCGGAGACGGUGAACCUGACCAUGGGCUCCAGCAAGGAUACCGAGGGAAAGGUGGUGAGCCAAUGGGCUUGCGCCUUGAUGUGUGCGAGUAGAGCCACCCAGGGCUGUUGUUCCUACCAAGGAGAGUUGGGUGUCUGCGAAUUUCAGCCCGGCACACCCGGCACCAACGCCACGGUGCCAGGCUGGACGCAGGCAAGGUGUACACCAGGAUACGCCACUGCCAAGUGUGCGCCAUGGGAACAAGGGAAAUGCAUGGGACAGGCUCAGCCGGCGGCGGAAGGGCUAGCGAUCUGGGAGCUUCUCUGGGAGGACCACUUCGACACCGACACCUGCGUCCUGGACGGCAGCGGCGUGUUACGCCCCAGCCCCGAGUUCUGGAGUUCAGAGAUUGGCUACAAACGUGGCAAGGCCCACUCCCGUCAACUGCCGCCCAUUUACCGACCCAGUCGCCCCGGAAAAAUAGGGGGCGUAUGGCUGCCACCCAGAAAAAAAGCCUUUCCGCGGCAAGACGACAGCGGCUCGGCGCCGGCCUGCGACUGUUCGCAGUCGGCGGAGUUCACAAGCGCCUCAUUGAUGACCAAAGGGAAGAAGGAGUUUUCCUAUGGCCUUUUCGAAUUGCGCGCCAAGAUUGACACGCGACCAGGUGCCUGGUCGAGCUGGUGGGCCAUAGGCGACUUCGACUUUGUGCCCUGGCCGAAGAACGGCCAAAUCGACAUCUUAGACGCCUUUCAACACAUGUUGAAAGCCAGUGUGACUCAUGCUGGAGAAUCGGGGCUGCCCAGCAGUGCCAUCCAACACGCAGGUGCUCGAAUGUUGGACCGAGACUGGGAAAAGUAUUACCACACCUGGCAACUGGAGUGGGAUAGCGACUUCAUCCAGAUUCGUGUGGAUGGUGAAACGCUGCUGAAGGUGGAUCUCAAGGUGGCGGACGCGGUGCGGACCUCGUGGCCCAAUCCCUUCACGCGCGCCAAGAAGUUCUUCCUGAUCCUGAACUUGGCCAUCGGAGGUCAUGCCGGAGGAGAUGCCACGUUGACAGAGUUUCCCAUGGAACUUCGUGUGGACUACAUCCGUGUGUUUCAGAAGAGGGGCUACACAUCCUGAAGGGUCCCAGACAACUUCCGACGUCCGCGGCG